This is a messenger RNA of Fusarium proliferatum ET1, 834 nucleotides long. RefSeq lists its product as uncharacterized. The coding region runs from base 1 to 834 and encodes 277 amino acids. The transcript has a single exon. Lineage: Eukaryota; Fungi; Ascomycota; Sordariomycetes; Hypocreales; Nectriaceae. The record is from RefSeq and is a predicted model, not a curated record.
AUGUCACUCCCAAUUCUCGACCACUUCGCCAUUCUUGUCUCCUACCAAACCCUCCAAACCGUAACCCAAUCCCUCAAAGACUCCCUCCUCGUAAUCGACGGAGGCGCCCAUGCAGAUGGCCUAACAGUCAACAAACUAAUCCAUCUCGCCGACGGCACAUAUCUCGAGUUCAUCGCCUUCGUCGAAGGCGUAGACCCUGAGAAACGCCGUGCUCACCGCUGGGGAAACCUCGAAGAGGGGAAGAUCGCAGAUUGGGCUCAUACACUGCCCAGUGAAGCGGAUUACGCUCAGUUGCAGAAGCGCGUGGCUGAUGCUGGGAAUGGUGUUACGUAUGGUGAUCUCACUUCGCUACAGAGACACAGGCCUGAUGGGGUUUUGAUGAAGUGUCUUGUUUCGGUGGCGUUGAAUGCGGAGGGCGGGAGGAUCUUUCCUGGGACGGUGCCGUUUUGGUGUGUUGAUGAGACGGAGAGGCAUUUGCGAUCGCCGUUCAAGGCGGAGAGUGGUGAUGGGCUGCAUGAGUAUACCAAACAUCCUUCGAAUGCCCAGGGUGUAUCGAAAGUCACUGUUCUACUUCCUGAGAAGGAUAUUGCGACAUACAAGCCUGUUUACGAUGCUAUUCACAACCAGAACGCAACCUCUGGAUCGGACGGGUACUCUUGGCCUUACGACCUACCAGCUGGACCUAACUCAGGAAGCAGCCAGGUCGUCCUAUCGAAACUCGAAGGUGGAAAUGGCAAGGCAGAGGUCAAGUUGACACUCCUGGGCACAAAGGAGAGCCCCAAGACCAUCGAACUACUUCCCGGCUUAGUCAUCGACUUUGAACGCACAGAUUAG